This is a messenger RNA of Caenorhabditis elegans, 3110 nucleotides long. RefSeq names its product Cyclic nucleotide-binding domain-containing protein (gene unc-103). The record is from RefSeq and is marked reviewed. Bases 105 to 2279 code for a protein of 724 amino acids. The transcript has 14 exons. Gene Ontology annotation, cellular component: membrane; plasma membrane. Gene Ontology annotation, molecular function: monoatomic ion channel activity; voltage-gated potassium channel activity. Lineage: Eukaryota; Metazoa; Nematoda; Chromadorea; Rhabditida; Rhabditidae. Gene Ontology annotation, biological process: monoatomic ion transport; potassium ion transport; transmembrane transport.
AGAGGUGUCACCUGGUAUCGUCAUCGCACGCCUCGUUGCGUUCGCUGUCGCCGUGCCCAUCACUUCAGUCGUCGUCGUCGAUCGGUGGUUGUGGUGGUGGUGGUAUGGUCGGAGGCGGAGGCGGCGGCGGAGCAGGAGGAUCAUCCACACGACGAAAUGCGGCGAUUGCAUCGACGUCCUCGACGACGUCGUCGGCCGCCGGAAGGCGAGCAUCCGCGUUUGUUCGGAGAAUGUCGAUGGCAAUUCCGACACUGUCAGCGGAUCCGGUGCCGUUUUCAGCGGUUCUAUCACUUGGCGCCGAUGUUCUGCCAGAGUACAAACUGCAGCCAACUAGGAUACAUCACUGCACAAUUGUACAUUACAGUCCGUUCAAAGCAGUAUGGGAUUGGAUAAUUCUGUUACUUGUAAUAUAUACGGCUGUAUUUACACCGUAUGUGGCCGCAUUUCUACUCCGUGAACUACAGGACACAGCCAAAAAAUCACGGUUUACGGAACCACUGGAAAUUGUCGAUUUGAUUGUUGAUAUCAUGUUUAUUGUUGAUAUUAUUAUUAAUUUUCGAACCACAUAUGUCAAUGAGAAUGAUGAGGCGUGUCAGGUGGUGUCGGAUCCAGGAAAAAUUGCCACGCAUUACUUCAAAGGAUGGUUCAUCAUCGAUAUGGUCGCUGCAGUACCAUUCGAUUUAUUGCUUGUCAGUACAAACAGUGAUGAGACAACAACACUUAUCGGGUUGCUAAAAACUGCUCGUUUAUUACGAUUGGUACGGGUCGCCAGAAAACUGGAUAGGUAUUCGGAAUACGGUGCUGCUGUUUUACUACUUCUUAUGGCUACAUUUGCACUUAUAGCACAUUGGUUGGCAUGUAUAUGGUAUGCAAUUGGUAGUGCAGAAUUAUCACAUAAAGAGUACACAUGGUUGCAUCAGUUAUCCAAGCAACUUGCACAACCUUACACAUCAACAAAUGGUACAAUACCAACCGGUGGUCCAACGUUAAAAAGUCGAUACGUAACAUCACUCUAUUUUACAUUAUCCACAAUUACAUCUAUCGGUUUCGGAAAUGUAUCGGCGACGACAGACUCUGAGAAGAUCUUCACAAUUAUCAUGAUGAUUCUCGGUUCUUUGAUGUACGCCUCUGUGUUCGGUAAUGUAUCGGCGAUUAUUCAGAGGUUGUACUCGGGAACUGCAAGAUAUCAUACGGAGAUGUCAAGGCUCAGAGAAUUUAUCCGAUUUCACCAGAUCCCAAAUCCUCUACGACAACGAUUAGAGGAAUACUUCCAACAUGCAUGGUCCUACACCAACGGAAUUGACAUGAAUUUGGUUUUGAAGGGGUUUCCCGACUGCCUUCAAGCUGAUAUUUGUCUUCAUUUGAAUAGGAAUCUGUUGAGUGGUUGUGCAGCAUUUGCAGGCAGCACACCCGGAUGUCUCAGAGCACUUUCGAUGAGGUUUCGAACGACACAUUCACCGCCGGGAGAUACUCUGGUACAUCGUGGAGAUAUUUUAACGGGAUUGUACUUCAUCGCGAGAGGAAGUGUAGAAAUAUUGAAUGAUGAUAACACGGUUAUGGGGAUUUUGGGCAAAGAUGACAUAUUUGGAGAGAAUCCCCUAUUAUAUGACGAAGUUGGCAAAUCAUCAUGUAAUGUGAGGGCGCUCACCUAUUGUGAUCUGCAUAAAAUAUUGAGAGACGACCUCCUCGAUGUACUUGACAUGUAUCCCGAGUUUGCUGAAACAUUUUGCAAGAAUCUCACGAUAACAUACAAUUUGAGAGAUGAUGCUCAAAGUCUUCGCAAGAAAUUCGAUCGUCAUAAAUUGCUUCGAAUGUCAUCAUCAAUGAACAAAGAUCGGUAUACAACACCUCCAGAUGGGGAUCAUGGAAAUGCGGCUGUUAGAAGAAGUGCUGAAUCAGUUUCUCGAUGUGAUUCAAAUCCCAUCGAUAGGAGGCAGUCAGCCGGAUCGAGGAACCGAUCAGAUGAUUAUGAAGAACGAAGGGCAAACAUGUUUGGAAGGAGGCUUGAAUCAAUUGAAAGCCAAAUGGAACGAAUGCAGAACAAGUUUAAUAGUGAUAUGGAGACAUUGAUCAAACUUGUAAAAGAGCAAUCGAUAAUCCGAAACAAUGGAUCAUCAAAUGAAGAGCCCAAUGCCCGUUACCGUCCGAACAACUACAUAUCGUCAGCGAUACGUCUUCCGAAUGGAGGUGGUGGUGGAGUUGUCGAUGAGAUGAGAGUCUCGAGGCUCUCAUCACACGAGCCACCAACACCCACACAAGAAACUGAUACUAUUCUAUAACCCGGUUUCUCUCUUUCUCUGUCUCUCUCUCCAUCUUUCUUUCUCUCUCACAUCCAACCCAAUUCAGUCCUUCUUUCCUUUUUCUCAGGGAUCUUUUUCCGAGUGCCUCUUCACAAAAACAUUUUUAUAUGAUUACAAAUUGUCCAGAGUUUUAUUCGUAGGAUCAAAAAACGUUUUGAAUGGAAAAUAGUCGAAUUGUGCGAACACCGGCGUACGCAUCGAGGAGAGGUUAGAAUUUAGUUUUACACGAGCUGCGUAAAUCGACACAAGGCCGCUUCGAUGCACCAUGUUCCACUCUCAACUAUUUUCCAUCUCAAAACGUUCAUUUUCUCUCAACUCCCGGUUUGCAAAGCUGUGUGAUUUGUUUUUUUUUUUCAUUUUCCACCAAAAAUCAAUAACCACACUUUUAUACCCCCUCCUAAUAUUCUCAUAUCUAAUACCCCCGGAUAGCCACUAGUGAUCUCUUUCCAUCUCCCACAAAACUAAAGGAAACGUUUUCUUUCAAAUGCCAAAAAGUAUUUCAAAUCUUUUUUUUUUUUGCAAUUUCAACUUCAAAAACAAAACAAAAUUCGUGUUUUCAUCAUGUCUUUCUCGCGGGUUCAUAUGUCGCAACACUUUUUUCAAUGUUCUCCAUCAGUUUUCCCCUAAUAUAAUGUUUUUUUUUGCAAUUUUUCUUUUAAAAUCUGAUCGUCUAGAUGCCUUUUCUUUGUAUGUUUUUCUUUUGAAAUUUUCUCUCUUCGUAUCCCAAAAUCACAUCACAUCCCCUUUUUGACAUUCUUUCUAUGCACCCACACUAAACAAAAAAAUUUCGAUAAAAAUUUUAAAAUUUGA